UUGUUGUUUUUUUAAAUCUUUUGUCUAUUUUGUUUACAUUGCCUCCAAACUUCUGUAAAUAUGGACUGUAUGGAUUUCCCGAGAGUUUUCCCUAAUUCUCCCAGAAAAGCGCGCGGACAGAUACAGGUCAUCUUUGGACCCAUGUUUUCUGGAAAAAGUACUGAGCUGAUAAGGAGAGUACGGCGCUUUCAGGUUGCGCAAUACAACUGUUUGGUGGUGAAAUAUGAAAAAGACACUCGAUACUCUGACACAGGCAUGGCUACACAUGAUAAAAACACUAUGGAUGCGGUGCCUGCAAGCUGUUUAGCAGAUAUCCGUCCUCUCGCAUUGAAAGCCUGUGUCAUCGGAAUUGACGAAGGACAAUUUUUUCCUGAUACUGUGCCAUUUGCUGAGGAAAUGGCAAACUUAGGAAAAAUAGUCAUUGUGGCAGCGUUGGAUGGAACCUUCCAAAGAAAAGCAUUUGGAAACAUUCUGAGUCUGGUUCCUUUGGCGGAGAGCGUGGUGAAGCUCCAUGCAGUCUGUAUGCAGUGUUACAAAGAAGCAGCUUACACAAAGAGGACAGGAGCAGAGACGGAGAUUGAGGUGAUCGGAGGAGCAGACAAGUAUCAGGCCGUGUGCAGAAAGUGCUAUGGUGGUCUGGUGGACAAGGAGAACAGUGCCCCCUUCAAAGGGGAGACCCCACAAUAUGGAAAAUUGCUGGAUGCAAGCAUGCCCCGGAAACUCUUCUCUGGCUUGCACCUCUGAAAAUAAGAUGCACUUAAUUUGUUAAACAACUUUAUGAAUGAAUUUAAUAAGGAUUUGUUUUUUUAUUUUCCUAUGGAAUAAUUUAAAUUAUUUUUAGAUUAAAAAUGGCACAUUUGUCUUUUAUAAUUUUACUUUACUCUUUACCUUUUUAAUGUUAAUCAGCAUGUGGUGACUGUUCUGAAGCUUGUGUAUGUGCACAGUGUAAUUCAACGCCUUCAAAUGCUUUUGACGACUAAAAUAACCUGUUUUAAUUCUGGCUUUGAUUCUCUGAAGCUGCGCAGGCAACUGGAAGUGCAUGAAAAAUACAGGUAGCACAAAUACAAUAUUUUUAUUCUAUAUACAUUAACAGUUACACAUGUAUAUAAUAUAAAGGUCAGUUUUUCUUUUAAA
This is a messenger RNA of Periophthalmus magnuspinnatus, 1134 nucleotides long. RefSeq names its product thymidine kinase 1, soluble (gene tk1). Gene Ontology annotation, biological process: thymidine metabolic process. Gene Ontology annotation, molecular function: thymidine kinase activity; ATP binding. The transcript is spliced from 7 exons. NCBI's taxonomy places the organism in Eukaryota, Metazoa, Chordata, Actinopteri, Gobiiformes, Gobiidae. The record is from RefSeq and is a predicted model, not a curated record. Bases 61 to 744 code for a protein of 227 amino acids.